Molecule: messenger RNA, 1697 nt
Organism: Meriones unguiculatus (Mongolian gerbil)
Lineage: Eukaryota; Metazoa; Chordata; Mammalia; Rodentia; Muridae
Product: olfactory receptor 4B1-like
Exons: 2
Coding region: 511-1440 (309 amino acids)
Biological process (GO): G protein-coupled receptor signaling pathway
Cellular component (GO): membrane
Molecular function (GO): G protein-coupled receptor activity; olfactory receptor activity
Source: RefSeq, a predicted model, not a curated record
UUGUUUGGGCUCUUCCGUGGGAAGCCCACGGACGGGAGGAAGUGAGCUGCGCCGUGUGCCGGAAGCCGCUCGAGCGCGGGGACCACCUUAGGCGGCGCGCGAAGGCCUACGCAGCCCCCGAGGGGGACGUGGACCGUGUUCAACCCGCAGAGCCGCGUCAUCCGCUUCCACGAGGAGCGGCGCCCGCUGCGGCGGGCCGUGGGCCGUGAAGCAGAGCCUCCCGCGGCGUGGCGUCGCGCGCGGCCCCCACCGGAAGCGGCUAAGGGGCGGAAGCUCAGGGCGGAGGCCCUGCGAGAGAGAUGGAGCUUACUUGGCCUCAAGCCUCAGUCCCUUCCGCAGCAGUGCAGAGGGCCAGCCGGCUCCGCCCCCUGCAGUGCUUGCCCUCAGCCCUGCCUCGCUAUGCAGUCACCUGAGGUGAAGUUUGCUGGGUGCGAGAAAGGAUUCUUGUGGAGCUCCUGUCCCCUCCAGGUUCCUCAGCUCUGGUAUCCAGCACACACCUGAACUGCACUCAUGGCCAGUAUAAAUAAUGUGACUGAGCUGAUCAUCACCGGCCUUUUCCAGGAUCCCGAGGUGCAGAAGAUGUGCUUUGUGCUGUUCCUUCCUGUGUACCUGGCCACAGUGCUGGGCAAUGGCCUAAUUGUUGUGACAGUGAACGCCAGUAAGAGUCUGCGUUCCCCCAUGUAUUUUUUCCUCAGCUACUUGUCCUUGGUGGAGAUCUGUUACUCCUCUACUGUUGUCCCUAAGUUCAUCACUGACUUACUUACCAAGAUUAAAAUCAUCUCCCUAAAGGGUUGCCUGGCUCAGAUUUUCUUCUUCCAUUUCUUUGGGGUCACUGAGAUCCUCUUGCUCACAGUGAUGGCCUAUGACCGCUAUGUGGCUAUCUGCAAACCUCUUUACUACACAACUAUCAUGAGUCGGCCUGUGUGUCACAACCUGGUGGCUGGUUCCUGGGUAGGGGGGUUUCUUCAUUCCAUAAUUCAGAUUUUCAUCACUAUCCCCUUGCCUUUCUGUGGUCCUAAUGUGCUCGACCACUACUUCUGUGACCUCCAUCCCUUAUUUAAGCUGGCCUGCACUGACACAUUUGUGGUAGGAGUUAUCAUGUUUGUUAACAGUGGAUUAUUCUCUGUAUUUUCCUUCCUUUUCUUGGUGUCCUCUUAUGUUGUCAUCCUGUUCAACUUGAGGAACCAUUCUGCUGAGGGGAGGCGCAAGGCCUUAUCUACCUGUGCCUCUCACAUCAUGGUGGUUCUCUUGUUCUUUGGACCUGCCAUCUUCCUCUACUUGAGACCUGCCUCCACUUAUACUGAAGACAAACUUGUGGCUGUGUUCUACACGGUCAUCACCCCCAUGUUGAACCCCAUCAUCUACACGCUCAGAAAUGCAGAGGUGAAGAAUGCUGUGAGAAAGUUAUGGGGCAAGAAAUCGAACUCAAGUUUGGAAUAAAAUUAAAAGCAUGAAACAAUAAACAACAUGACUACUGUGAUUAGAAUUUGAAUCUGACUUUAAUCAUCAGUGAAGACACAGAUUAAGAACUACAUGCUCAUGGUUUUUGUUUCAUUUGAAUUGCAUCAGGUCAUAGGUAUCAGUAUUUUGGAGUAUGUUCAAAUUGGGCUAUUUUACAUCUCAUAUUGUAUACCAGCAUAAUCCCUUUGCCCACAUGACUUCAUUUCACUCAAACAUUUCUGACUUCUAGACCCAAU